Molecule: messenger RNA, 1752 nt
Organism: Enterobius vermicularis (human pinworm)
Lineage: Eukaryota; Metazoa; Nematoda; Chromadorea; Rhabditida; Oxyuridae
Source: the annotation of a GenBank genome assembly
AUGAUUCAGAUUGGUAAGUCGAGAACGGACAAUGUUGCCACAACUUCGAAAAAAAUUGAAGUGAUUUACGGACCUGCAAAAAAUAGAAAGUCGCGUCGCCGUUUUUUUUAUCGUGACGAGCAUCAUGUUACGAACAUUAGUGACUUGCCUUGUCAUAUCUUGGUAUUUUUAUACGCAGUUUAUAUUAAAGGUUUUCAACAAUACCUUGGAGUCAGGAUUUUUGAAAUGCUUCCAAUAAUUGAACGAGUUAAAGCCGAAAGAGUUUGCCGGUUAUGGCAUUAUUUGGCAAGAAAUUUCUCUUGGACAAAAACAAAUGUAUUCUCUUAUCCAGCCUUAAUCGAGCAGACGGAGUGCACUUCUUAUCGUUGUUUGAACGAUCGUCCAUGUGUGGAAAAUGCUCAGGUAAAAUCACUUAUGUUGCGUUGUGGAAGGUACAUCAGAUGUCUUGAUUUACAUGCUUUUCGUGAUUCUUUAACAUACGCGGUUUGCUCGUCUUUCGCUCCUUAUUGUUCAAUGCUGCGAUCGCUAAGCCUUUACGGGAUUCAGCUUACCAACUCGUCACUUCAGCUUCUUGGAAGACACUGUCCGGAAUUGGAGAACGUUAAUUUCUAUAGAUGUUUCCAAGAAAGUGUUGUCGAACGAGGCCUUACUUCUUUCUUCAGCAAAUGCAAUAAUUUGAAAAUGGUUGACGUUGGAGGAAAUGAAAGGUUGAGUGGGGUGCCGUCUUUUUCAAUGUUGCCUCCGUCAAUUACGUCGAUAAAGUUUAGUGGCUGCUACCGUCUUACCGUUGAAGCAAUGAAUCAUUUGAGAACAAGGUGCCCACAAUUGAAAACACUGGUUAUGAGUAGCGUUGAUUCGCUCUCCGCAGCAGAACUUAAUAACUUCUUUGUUUCUUUGGAAGAGCUGCGAAAAUUGAAGUUCGGUGAAUGUUUUAUAUCUCACACUAUUGGAGGUGCUGAUUUGAACCUUGGCCCUUUAAAAAACCUUGCCGAACUAACCGUAAACGAUAAUUUACUUAUCACAGAUCGAGUUUUAAGGACGAUUGCUAACAACUGUAAACAGUUGAAAUUCAUAGACCUUAGUGGUUGCAACCGUUUUGUUACUGAGCAGGGACUACUUGAGUUGGCAAAGCUCCCUUUGUUAGCCUACCUCAAUCUCUCAAUGCUACGAGUUACUUCCGAUGCCGUUGUUAAAAAGAUCGCUGAAAGAGGACUUUUGAAAGUAUUGCUGAUUCACAGGUGCGACGAAGUGACUGAUUCUGGCUUAGAGUUCGCUUUAAAACAUUGUAAGAACCUUACUUGUCUUGAUAUUUCGUUUUGUCCAAAGAUUACUGAUGCGUCUAUGAAAGCCAUGCAGAAAUUUGUUUUGGAGAGGGAGAAAAGAGAAGCAGCUGAACCUGUUGCUCAGUGCUCUGCAAGGCAAAAGCACGAUGGUCUCGUUUCAGAAAUGCUGAGACUUGAAAGAGGUUUACAUGGCUUGAUUGAGGCAGAUAUUGAGAGUCAUGCAACCAGAGCGGACACGUUGAAUUAUGAGGUCAAUCUACCGCAAGGAGCUCAGUGUGAUAAGAAAUCUUGCCGGGAAAAGAAUGAGAAUCCUGAAGGAUAUACAGAGUUGCAUGUUUGGUUGGGGCAUAGUGGCAUCACUCAGCCGUGCCGUUCCACACACCGGCUCCUGAAAGUAGAUGACACAAAUUCCGUCGCUGAACACACACCUUCAAUAUUUGAGUUUAGAGUUGUGAUAAGAAUCAACUGA